AUGGCACGAUACGCCCAGUUUGACUACUACCAACAAUCCUCCUCAACACUAGAUGUGCCUCCAUCCGAAGAAGAUGAAAUGAGUGUCCUGGACGAUAAGAUCCUCGACUCAACCUCCCCAGGCCUCUCUGACCCCCGCCGCCCCUCCUACGACGCAGACGCAGCCGCCUUCUCAUAUCGCAACUCCGUCUGGUCCAACUACUCCCAUCCCAAUUCUGACCAGUCGCACUCCCGCCCCGCCCAUCUCCCCCAGUCCGUCCUCGACUCAACAAGUGCCCAGUUCAUGACCGUCGACGGUCCCCAGCCCUAUGGCCCACCCCAGCCGUCCUGGUCGCUCUCCCGCACCGCCUCCGGCUCAUGCACCCCCCACCGCUACCCCUCCGAGGCAGAGCAAACUGCCACCUCGGGGCCCUUUUCGGGCGGUGCGGUCGGGCCGGUGGGUGCGAUCCCGAUGGGCGCGGUGUCGUAUCGUGGUGCGGUGAAUUUUGCCGCGCCGCCAGGCGCAGGAGGGGUGGCCAUGUCCCCGCAGUCGAGUCAGGGUUGGAUGCCGGCGCCGAUGGAUCUGGCCGAUGCGGCCGCUGCGGCGAAGAGCAGUUCGUAUCGGAAUGGGUCGCCGUUGACGCUGCGCCGGGAUGGGAUCCGCAAGAAGAAUGCUCGGUUUGAGAUUCCCGCGGAGCGCACGUUGAGUAAUAUCGACCACUUGAUUAGCCAGUCGACCAAUGAAGAGGAGGUGAAGGAGUUGAAGCAGCAGAAGCGGCUGUUGAGGAACCGACAAGCAGCCCUCGACUCGCGCCAACGCAAGAAGCUACAUACGGAGAAACUCGAAGAGGAGAAAAAAAAUUAUACCCAUACUAUCAGUCAGCUGGAAGAUAUGCUCUCCAGCCUGCAGAAGCGGGAAGCCGAGUUGAUGCGCGAGAAGAGCGAGUGGAUCGCCCAGCAACAGCAGAUCACCACCUACCUCGAGAGCAUGCACAUGGAAAAGGACGAGAUGAUCCGCAGACAUACGCUGGAGACGGCCGAAUUGCGCAAGAAGAACAACAUCUUGCUCGAGACGGUCGAAAAGCUCGAGCGCGGCGGCAAGACCACCAUGGCCGAUCAAGCUCAGGCUCACGUCCAGACUGCCGACUUUACCGGCUUCGAGAACUUGUCCAUGGAUACCGGGCCUUGGGAUGAGUUCGGCAUGGCAAAUGGUCUUUCUAUCCAAGAUACUACAGUCCCCGCUUCUCACAGCCUGCACCAUGUCCAACCGCAGCCGCAGCCGCAGUCCCAGACACACCCUCACCCCCAGCCUCUCCAUGUCACCGAGCGCGCAGCCGACAAGCCCGCCUCAGAAUACCCCUUCAGCUGGAACGCCUUCUACAUGUGCCUCCUCUUCGGUGCCUUCAUCGCCUCCAAAGCUAACACAAACCUCGCCGGCCACUCCCUCCCCCAGCUCUCGGAAGAGUACCGCGCCGAGUCCGCCAACGUGCUAAAGGCAGUCCUCGCCUCCUCCCCACCAGACCUCACCCACCCCUCUGCAAUUGCAGUCUCCGCAUCCGCCCCGCAACCCUCCAUCACCAUGGACAUGACCCAGAUAGGCGCCUCGCACGGGCGUCCCUCGACGCUGGACCAGUUACACGAUACGCUCGUCCUGCCCAGCGAGGACCAAGAGCGUGCGCAGGUCUUCGCGCUGAAUGCGGAUCAGUAUAACAGCCUGACAACCUUUGAAGAUGAUGGCGCGCCGUUCAAGGCGCAGCCAUCGAAUCUGCAGGCUGCGCUGGCGGCGAUGCGGAGUAACGCCGCGCAGCACCGGGUACAUGCCGGCGAGGACGUGUACUCGCGUAGUCUGAUGUGGGAGCGGGUGCCGGAGAAGGUCAUUCGUGAUUUCCGGCGUAUGGUGCAGGAGUAUGGGGGCAGUCCUGUCAAGGAGGAGAUGAUGACUUUUUGA
Messenger RNA from Penicillium daleae, 1926 nucleotides. RefSeq names its product putative bZIP transcription factor. The transcript is spliced from 3 exons. Gene Ontology annotation, molecular function: DNA-binding transcription factor activity; DNA binding. The record is from RefSeq and is a predicted model, not a curated record. Bases 1 to 1926 code for a protein of 641 amino acids. Lineage: Eukaryota; Fungi; Ascomycota; Eurotiomycetes; Eurotiales; Aspergillaceae. Gene Ontology annotation, biological process: regulation of DNA-templated transcription.